UUGUGCCUGGUCCAAUGGGAACAAGCAGUGUUAUGAGUGGUUAUCACUCAGUGGCACCGUCAGCUGCUAGACUCAACUACACAUGUGUUCAGUGAGUGUGGAAACUGCAGUGCAGUACUUGGUGGCAGACGUGUAGUAUUGGACGCAGAAGUGCAUUACAGCAGUGGUGGCAGAUGUGAAGUACUAGGAGCAGACGGGCAGCAGAACAGUGGUAGCAGACGUAUGGACUUUACAAGGGAAGACAGUUUGAUGGGGCAAUUUAGCUGACGUUUUUUGAAGAUUUACUUCAAGCAAAUUGAUUUCUACUGAAAUCAUAUAAAUCGUGUUAUUACCAUAAAGUUUCGAAAGAACUUGAUUAAUGAAUUGUACAUUAUCCAACCAGCAAACUUGGAGCAUACCUGGAGGAACAGUUACAAUUAAGUUUUCAAUGAAUACAUUUUGUGUCCAAAGUUUGAAACUUUCUCGGUGUGUUUCCGUCCGUCAGUGAGUGUCGGCAGUCUCCUCUGUGUAAGACAGAGGGUUGACUGCGUCUGGUCAACUGCCAGGUGUUGUGGAUUAUGUAUGAUCUGCAUCUUGAUAGUUCAGGCACCAAUGCUUCUGGUAUGGCCGACUACAAUGAUUACGCUGCCCUGUAUGAAAACCACUGCAGCGAUGACUUCCUGGACCAAUCAGAGCUCAAAGUCAGCAACAUCAUCAAGCGCUACAUCUAUCCCAUCAUCCUCUUCAUUGGAACUGUGGGUAAUCUGACGUCAAUCCGCUACCUGCAUAACCUGAGUGUGAAUGUCUGGUCAACAUGCUUGUAUCUCACCGUCCUCUCCUUCAUCGACCUUGUCACCCUCUACGUCGACUGCGGCAACAAGUGGUUCGAGAUCGUGUCCGACAUCAACCUAAGCGUAAAGAUCAGUGAGACCUCUGGUGCCGUUUGCAAGGUUUAUCCUUUCAUUUUCCAGUUCUUCCUCCACUUCAGUCCCUGGAUCGUCGUGGCAACAUCAGUGGAGCUAACCAUCGCCUCAAAGUUUCCACAUCUGACCUAUAAGAUGUGCACACGGGAACGAGCCAAGGCUGUGAUGCUGCUUACAACAGUUUUGUUACUUUGUCUCAACAUGCACUACUUCUGGACCUACGGACUCGUGAAGUACGCGGAAACUCCGGACCACAUCGUUACAGUCUGUGUCUACAUUGAAGAGUUCUCAGAAUACUUCCGGGACCAAAUAUGGCCCUUCAUCAACCUUGCAGUCGGACAUAUUGCCCCCCUUGUGGUCGUCACAGCUUGUUUUUUCAUAACCAUAUCCUCAUAUCUAAAAUCAGACAAUGCAUGCAAAGUCAAGCUGGAACAGUACUUCAUGGACUUGAAAUCUCUCCAGCAGUUGAGGGUCACUUUCAUCGUCAUCUGUUUGUUCUAUGUGAUUGUGGUAACGAUGAAGAUCCUGCUGGUUAUCGUCAACUAUCUCAUUGCUCAAAGGAUCGUCCUCAUUCCCUGUGCUCUGGAGUCCCGUGUGUUGGCCGUCAUGAUGUUGCUCGGAUCGCUAUGGGACAUGCUGUUUUACUUGUUCCUCAGCGUAAAGUUCUUCAUAUAUAUGGCCACAUGUACAAGAUUUCGCUAUGAGAUUUAUCAACUUGUGUGUCGCAUUGGGCGUGGGCUUCAUCGAAAAGACAGAGUGACCUUGACCUCAGGAAACCGCUACGAUGCCAAGCCACUGAUGCAGCAUGGUAACAAUGUGAGAAAUAGUGUUUCCUAUUCACAAAGGAAGGGUCUAGCAGAGGAUGCAUGUUCUGGUGUUACAACUGCUGUGUGAGCAGACGCAGAGAUAUGAUGCUUCCUACAGUUUCUCCUUCCAUGGCUCCCCAGCAUUAGCUCCUCCUCCAUCCUGGCAACACACCAGUGGCGAAAUGUAUAUAGUGUUGAAAAUACGGUCAGUAUGGUUGUGUGAAGACUAUACUUUGUGCAUAUAUGUGAGGGAGCGGGAUUUCUAUGUGACUCUGGUCAUCAGUGUGUGGAGAUUCCACUCUAUUGCUCAUCAUUGUGUGGAGAUUCCACUCUAUUGCUCAUCAUUGUGUUGGGGUUUCACUCUACUGGUCAUCAGUGUGUGGAGAUUCCACUCUAUUGCUCAUCAUUGUGUGGAGAUUCCACUCUAUUGCUCAUCAUUGUGUUGGGGUUUCACUCUACUGGUCAUCAGUGUGUGGAGAUUCCACUCUAUUGCUCAUCAUUGUGUUGGGGUUUCACUCUAUUGGUCAUCGGUGUGGAGAUUCCACUCUAUUGCUCAUCAUUGUGUUGGGGUUUCACUCUACUGGUCAUCAGUGUGUGGAGAUUCCACUCUAUUGCUCAUCAUUGUGUUGGGGUUUCACUCUAUUGGUCAUCGGUGUGGAGAUUUCACUCUAUUGGUCAUCGGUGUGGAGAUUUCACUCUAUAGGUCAUCGGUGUGGAGAUUUCACUCUAUUGGUCAUCGGUGUGGAGAUUUCACUCUAUAGGUCAUCGGUGUGGAGAUUUCACUCUAUAGGUCACCGGUGUGGAGAUUUCACCCUAUGUGACUGGGCGGUCAUCACAGUGUGGUGAUUUCACUCUAUUGGUCAUCUGUGUGUGGAGAUUUCAAUCUAUGUGACUGUGUGGUCAUCUCUGUAUGCAGCUUUCACUCUAUGUGACUGGGCAGUCAUCGGUGUGUGGUGAUUUCACUCUAUUGGUCAUCGGGGUGUGGAGAUUUCACUCUAUUGGUAAUCGGUGUGUGGAGAUUUCACUCUAUUGGUCAUCGAUGUGUGGAGAUUUCACUCUAGUGGUCAUCAGUCUGUGGAGAUUUCACUCUAUGUGACUGCGUGGUCAUAGGUGUGUGGAUUUCAAUCUAUGUGACUGCGUGGUCAUAGGUGUGUGGAGAAUUCAAUCUAUGUGACUGGGUGGUCAUCACGGUGUGGGGAUUUCAAUCUAUGUGACUGGGUGGUCAUCACGGUGUGGGGAUUUCAAUCUAUGUGACUGCGUGGUCAUAGGUGUGUGGAGAUUUCACUCUAUUGGUCAUCAGUGUGUGGAGAUUUCAAUCUAUGUGACUGCGUGGUCAUAGGUGUGUGGGGAUUUCAAUCUAUGUGACUGCGUGGUCAUCGGUGUGUGGAGAUUUCACUCUAUUGGUCAUCAGUGUGUGGAGAUUUCAAUCUAUGUGACUGUGUGGUCAUAGGUGUGUGGAGAAUUCAAUCUAUGUGACUGGGUGGUCAUCACGGUGUGGGGAUUUCAAUCUAUGUGACUGCGUGGUCAUAGGUGUGUGGAGAUUUCACUCUAUGUGACUGUGUGGUCAUAGGUGUGUGAAGAAUUCAAUCUAUGUGACUGGGCGGUCAUUGGUGUGUGGAGAUUUCACCCUAUAUAACCGUGAGAUCUACAUGAAGAUAAUGACACAGCUGUGUGUAUUUUUCACUCCAUAAGCAGAAAUAGUGAAGUUGUGUCCCAAAUUUACCAAAUAAAAUUAAAACGAAGCCGAUGUGAGCAGUUGUGUCCAGAUACAACGUCUCAUGAUUGGAGGAUGCAGUGGAAAUAUUUCCAAAUGGAUGUGUUGUGAGGAUGAUGGCUGUUAAAUAGACAUCUACAUACUCAGGUGGACCUUAAUCAAAAUGUGACAGGACACUUGUCAGCUGAAACUGAUCACCACACAAAAUGGCGGAGCCUAUUACCAACAGAAUCUUUAUAUGAUACUCGGUAACUUCAACAAACCAUACAAUAUAGACAAAGCUUGAAGGCUGGAAAGGUUGGGCUGCAACUUUACCUGAAACAUCUACUGAAUAGUGAUAACAUAUAAGGACACCCCUUAUAAAGUCUGAAUAUUUAUAAGCCAUCAAAACACCUUUAAUAGUACACAAACAAACUCAAGCUUGCGGUCUAGUGUCAAUUUGUAGUGAGUGAGUGAGUGGGUGGGUGGGUGGGUGAGUGAGUGAGUGAGUGAGUGAGUGAGUGAGUGAGUGAGUGAGUGAGUGAGUGAGUGAGUGAGUGAGUGAGUGAGUGAGUGAGCGAGUGAGCGAGUGAGUGAGCGAGAGUUCGGUUUAAUGCAACUUUGAACAUUAUCUUAGUUAUAUCAAGACAAUAUUUUGCCAGCUUGGUGUCGGGUAAAGCCCGAAGUGAGUGAGUGAGUGAGUGAGUGAGUGAGUGAGUGAGCAGGCGAGAGUUCGGUUUAAUGCAACUUUGAACAUUAUCUUAGUUAUAUCAAGCCCGAAGUGAUGCAGGUCUUAAACGUUUACCACUUUGGUGAAACCCACGCGGAAGGGUAUGGUGCCAACAAACGGAAACAUAUUCAGGGUGUACAGGGAUUCGUAACUGUGAUCAUAGGUUUCCAUGUGAUGAAAAGCAAGCACCCUGCAAUAUCAAUAAAUAUCAGUUAAAAGAUGGACAUUCAAGUCACGAUGAGUAAGAAGACUUCAGUAAAGGCGGUUCUGAAAAGUGUCACUCAGAGAGUAGAACAGAACAGCAUGUUGUUGAAACUUUCAUACUUCAAACAGUUACACAAUAAUGAAGACCUGGUGUGUAACAGUUUCAUUAACCAUGAGAUCACAUACAUCUAUCUGUUGAUAACAAGAAUAAAUAGGUCUGUAGCUUAAAAGGGGGGCACGGGUGGCCCAGUCGUCUAAGGCGCCGUGAUUCGCUGUGCAGAGUUGCAUCCCUUGGGCAUGCCAGAAACCUAUGACUGUGGGUUCGAAUCCAGGUUCGCCCCGUUUAUGUUU
Molecule: messenger RNA, 4686 nt
Organism: Haliotis rufescens (red abalone)
Lineage: Eukaryota; Metazoa; Mollusca; Gastropoda; Lepetellida; Haliotidae
Exons: 2
Coding region: 558-1796 (412 amino acids)
Cellular component (GO): membrane
Source: RefSeq, a predicted model, not a curated record